AUGACGCAAGUUGAAAGUAAGGCUCCACAUUUUCCACAACAACCUCUUGCAAAACAAAAUGAAGAUGGUUCACUUGAAUUAGAAUGUUAUGUUGAAGCUUAUCCAGAACCAAAUUUAAAAUGGACUUACAACAACACUGAAAUUAAAGAUGAUCAAAGAUACCAAACAUGUAUUGAUAGAGAAUCAAGUAAUAAAUUUAUUGCACGCCUUAAAAUUAAGGAAUUGAAUGAUGACGAUGCUGGUGCAUAUCGUUGUUGUCUUACUAAUGGACUUGGAAAAGGUAAUGCUAAUUUCAAUCUUAAGUUAACAGGAUUUUCCUCACCAACAUUUGUCUCCAAACCAGCAAUUAACUCUCGUGAUAAUGGUAGAGUAAUGGUCAUGGAAUUUGUUUGCAAAUCCGUCUUAAAACCAACAUUUACUUGGUUUAAAGGAGAAACAAAAAUUUUUGAAGAUAAGGAACAACAUUAUAAAUUUGUUGAAGAACCACUCUCUGGAAAUCAAUAUCGUAUUGCUUUAGAAAUCACUGAUCCUAAAAAAGAAAAAGAUGCCGGAAAUUUUGUUUGCAUUGCUGAUAAUAAUUCUGGUAAACUUACCGCUACAUUUAGCGUCAAAUUUGAAGUACCAGCUGGUGCUCCAACAUUUACUAGAAAACCACAAAUUAGUCAAAAGACCUCCGAAACAAAUGGUGAACCAGCCAUUGUCUUUGAUAUUGGAUAUUGCGCAGAUGGUGAAUCUGAAGUUAGCUGGAUUAAUCCAAAUGGAAGAAAAAUUAAGGAAGGUAAUAGAAUUGGUAUUCAAAAUAUUAAGGAUAGUGGAAAUGGAAACUAUACUGCUUUACUUGAACUUAGAAAUUACAAAGCCAAAGAUAGUGGUACAUACAUAUGUAACAUUAAGAAUGAUUGUGGUGAAGCUAAUGUUGAGUUAACGCUUAAUAUCGAAGGUCCAUCAGAUGAUGGUGCUGAUGAUGGCGCUGAUGAUUAA
This is a messenger RNA of Strongyloides ratti, 981 nucleotides long. RefSeq names its product Immunoglobulin subtype 2 domain and Immunoglobulin subtype domain and Immunoglobulin-like domain and Immunoglobulin I-set domain and Immunoglobulin-like fold domain-containing protein. The transcript has 2 exons. Lineage: Eukaryota; Metazoa; Nematoda; Chromadorea; Rhabditida; Strongyloididae. The record is from RefSeq and is a predicted model, not a curated record. The coding region runs from base 1 to 981 and encodes 326 amino acids.